Pseudomyrmex gracilis is the source of this 810-nucleotide messenger RNA. RefSeq names its product NADH-ubiquinone oxidoreductase chain 1-like. The record is from RefSeq and is a predicted model, not a curated record. Gene Ontology annotation, cellular component: membrane. Gene Ontology annotation, molecular function: NADH dehydrogenase activity. The annotation marks the transcript as partial. Gene Ontology annotation, biological process: aerobic respiration. NCBI's taxonomy places the organism in Eukaryota, Metazoa, Arthropoda, Insecta, Hymenoptera, Formicidae. The transcript is spliced from 4 exons.
UCAAUUUUUGUGAUAAUUAUUUAUGUAAUUUUAUUUAUUGCCUUCUUUACACUUUUGGAGCGUAAAAUUUUAGCAUAUAUUCAAGAUCGGAAAGGUCUUAAUAAAGUUAGUUACGGAGGAUUCCUACAACCGUUUUGUGGUGGUUUAAAGCUUUUGAGAAAAAAGUUGUUUGUAGNUGUCAAAUCUGACACCGCAUCAAUCGUGGACCUCAUCGGUCGGAAGCCAUAUUGUCUGUCCGACAAUCCGCCUGUUACACUUAGGUGCGCCUCAAUCCGUUUUGCCAGUAUCCGCUCGAAAAGCUUUCCAAUAUCAUCAAGCAAGCAUAACGGCCUGUAUGAUGACGGGUCACCUCCCGAGCGUCCCGGCUUUGGCACCAACACCAGCCUUCCUUUCUUCCAGAUGUUCGGGAAUUUUCCAGCCUGCAUGCACUUAUUAAAACAUCUCCUGAUGACAUCCGGCGCCGUUUUUGCCGCUAAAGCCCAUACCGGACAUGAUAGUCCGUCCGGUCCAGUAGUGAAAAAAGAUUAUGGUGGUGAAAGAAGGUUUUACUUUUAUUACUUUGUUAAUAUGACAAAACUGAUGUUGAAAUUUUUUAUAGUUUUACCCAUAACUUUAGUUUUUUUUAGUAGUAUUGUAGCUGAGUUAAACCGAAGCUCUAUAGAGUUUAUUGAAGGUGAAUCUGAGUUGAUAUCAGGAUUUAAUGUGGAAUAUUUUAGUUCAGGAUUUCCAUUAACUUUUUGGCAGAAUGUAGGAACAGAAAGCCAUUACGGUCUGCAAUCGGAAACCAGAUUUGGUACCAGAGAUAUUUGA